Messenger RNA from Tricharina praecox, 1960 nucleotides. Its product is annotated as chaperonin Cpn60/TCP-1 family. The coding region runs from base 216 to 1862 and encodes 548 amino acids. Gene Ontology annotation, biological process: protein folding. Gene Ontology annotation, cellular component: chaperonin-containing T-complex. Gene Ontology annotation, molecular function: ATP hydrolysis activity; ATP-dependent protein folding chaperone; ATP binding. The transcript is spliced from 6 exons. The record is from RefSeq and is a predicted model, not a curated record. Lineage: Eukaryota; Fungi; Ascomycota; Pezizomycetes; Pezizales; Pyronemataceae.
CCUCUGCUCUGGUCUCCAAUACUUUAUCCCGAUUAAGUGGCGCCAAGACAUUAUUCUAAUUUUCGAAAGAGUUGCUUGCCCGCUUCCCUCCAUUAUUUUGGAGGCGUCAGUCAGUUUGGUGCAUUCCAUCAGUCUAUCUCGACUCUCCCACUUUUCCCACCAAACCCCCCACCACCAUUUUCUAGGAGGGAUCUUUACAUAAGUCUCCUUUCGCCAUGUCUAUGCAGCUUGAUAUGAGCAAUGCUCAGAUGGUCCGGGAUGAGAAUGGACGGCCAUUCAUCAUUGUGAAAGAUCAGGGCAAGAAGAAACGGCAACACGGUACCGAAGCCAUCAAGUCGCAUAUCCUGGCAGCAAAGACCGUUGCGAACAUCGUCAAAUCAUCACUGGGACCCCGUGGCCUCGACAAAAUCCUCAUCUCUCCCGAUGGCGACAUUACGGUGACGAACGAUGGAGCAACCAUCUUGAGUCAGAUGGAAAUCGAGCACCACGUCGCCAAACUGUUGGUCGAGCUCUCAACCUCCCAGGAUGAUGAGAUCGGAGAUGGAACUACCGGUGUUGUUGUUUUGGCGGGUGCCCUUCUGGAGGCUGCGAGCGACCUGAUCGAUAAGGGAAUCCAUCCCAUCAGAAUUGCGGACGGUUUCGACGCUGCUUGCGAGGUUGCGGUGGAGACACUGGAUGCGAUUGCCGAGACAAUAGAAUUUACGAAGGACAACACCGAGAAUCUGCUGAAGUGCGCAAAGACUUCCCUCGGAAGCAAAAUUGUCUCGAAGGCCCAUGACAAGUUCACCCAAAUCGCUGUCGACGCCGUCCUGUCAGUUGCCGACCUCGAGCGAAAAGAUGUCGAUUUCGAGCUCAUCAAGGUUGACGGAAAGGUCGGAGGUUCGCUGGAGGACUCGCUGCUUGUCAAGGGUGUCAUCAUCGACAAGGACAUGUCGCACCCCCAGAUGCCGCGUAUUGUCCGGGACGCAAAGAUCGCUAUCCUCACAUGUGCGUUUGAGCCCCCGAAGCCCAAGACCAAACACAAGCUGGACAUCACCAGCGUUGAAGAGUUCAAGCGUCUCCAGAACUACGAGAAGGGUAAAUUCGAGGAGAUGAUCAAGCAGAUCAAAGAUACCGGUGCCAACCUGGUUAUCUGUCAGUGGGGUUUCGAUGACGAAGCGAACCAUCUUUUGUUGACGAACAAGCUUCCUGCCGUGCGGUGGGUCGGAGGUCCUGAGAUCGAGCUGAUCGCUAUCGCUACCAACGGAAGAAUUGUUCCCCGGUUCGAGGAUCUGUCCGCCGAGAAGCUCGGUCAUGCUGGUCUCGUGAGGGAGCUGUCUUUCGGAACCACAAGAGACCGCAUGUUGGUGAUCGAGGAGUGUGCCAACACCAGAGCCGUGACCGCGUUUGUCCGCGGAUCCAACAAGAUGAUUGUCGAUGAGGCGAAGCGAGCUCUCCACGAUGCUCUCUGCGUCGUACGAAACCUCGUCAAGGACAACCGUGUCGUAUACGGUGGAGGAGCUGCCGAGAUUGCUUGCUCCGUUGCCGUCUCCGACGCCGCUGACAAGACCCCCGGUAUCGAGCAAUACGCCAUGCGGGCAUUCUCCACCGCUCUUGACAACAUCCCCAUGGCCCUCGCCGAGAACUCUGGUCUUUCGCCUAUUGAGACGCUAGCAUACAUCAAGUCUCGCCAAGUACGGGAAAAGAACACCCGGUUGGGAGUGGACUGCAUGGGCACUGGGCAGAACGACAUGAGAGAAGCGUUCGUCAUCGACCCGCUGAUCGGAAAGCGUCAACAGCUGCUACUCGCUACGCAGCUGUGUAGAAUGGUGUUGAAGGUCAACAACGUAAUCAUAUCGGGCAGUGGAGAGGAUGAGUUUUAGAUUUGGAACAUGUUGCGUACUUGAUCUAAAGUAAAGACUGUCUGUCAGUUGGUGGCGAUAAUAGAACCGAACCACCUGUAUUGCCGGAUGAAACGGAA